AUGCAACAGGUGGUCCCUCUCCUCCAAGGCAAGAUCUCCUUAUUCGUACCCGAGCUUCCCGGAUACGGUACCUCAACACCUAUCCGCGACCCGGCGUCUAACACCAAACGAUCCGUGGGCACCGCUUUACUGGAGGCUCUCGCCGACGUCUUCAAGACCAAAUCGGCCGCUUCUCCAAGACGGAUCAUCCUAGGUGGCCACGACCGUGGUGCACGAAUCAGCCAUCGUCUCUCAGUCGACUUCUCGCACCCGCAUCAGUCCUCACCCACCCUCUACAAGGACUGGAACCUGACGGUCCUCGGCACAAUCCUGCUCGACAUAGUCCCGACCAAGGAACAAUGGACCGCUUUCUCCGACCCGGCCAUAAGCCAGGGAUACUUCCACUGGCCACUCCUGGCAAACGCGGAUCUGGCGACGGAGAUGAUCUCCGCGUUCGGCGGCGCCAACUGGGCCAAGGGUGCACACACACGCAUCUCCGGCCCAAACCCGAAAUCGCUGGAAAGAAUCAUUUCGCAAAACGCGCUCGACGUCUACGGCGGCCUAUUCAGCGAGAGAGAAACCAUCUACUACUCCUGUCUUGACUACGCGGCCGGCGCGGCGCCCGAAGCCACAGAGCAGGACGAGGACCAGAAGGCCGGCAGAAAAGUCGGCGUACCCUUGCUUGUCAUGUUUAGUAAAGCCAAACUGGGGGCGCGCAUUGACGUCCAGGGCGUGUGGAAAGGGUGGGUGGCUGAAGGUGUGGAUUAUGAGGGAUACGGCGUGGGUGACGGGUAUGGGCAUUAUUUACCUGAAGAGGCCUUUGAGGUCGUGGCAGAGAAGGUUUCGGCGUUUAUCAAAAAGGUGACUUGA
Cladophialophora psammophila CBS 110553 is the source of this 849-nucleotide messenger RNA. RefSeq lists its product as uncharacterized. NCBI's taxonomy places the organism in Eukaryota, Fungi, Ascomycota, Eurotiomycetes, Chaetothyriales, Herpotrichiellaceae. Bases 1 to 849 code for a protein of 282 amino acids. The transcript has a single exon. The record is from RefSeq and is a predicted model, not a curated record.